This is a messenger RNA of Trypanosoma conorhini, 1341 nucleotides long. RefSeq names its product thioredoxin. The record is from RefSeq and is a predicted model, not a curated record. The coding region runs from base 1 to 1341 and encodes 446 amino acids. Gene Ontology annotation, biological process: response to endoplasmic reticulum stress; DNA topological change. Gene Ontology annotation, molecular function: double-stranded DNA binding; protein disulfide isomerase activity; protein-disulfide reductase activity. Lineage: Eukaryota; Euglenozoa; Kinetoplastea; Trypanosomatida; Trypanosomatidae. The transcript has a single exon. Gene Ontology annotation, cellular component: endoplasmic reticulum lumen.
AUGAAGCCGUUGAAUCAAAAGUGGCGACCGCUUACAGCUCGGCGUCCCCUUGCAGCCGCUUUUGUUUUGCCACUUUUCUUUUUGGCAGUGCUGCUGCUCACGAGCACAGGUGUUGUGGAGGGAUUCCCGUUUACGAAGUCCUCCGGUGUAGUGGAGCUGACGCCUGCAAGCUUCAAUCGGUUCGUGUCUUCACACAAGCCGGUGUACGUGCUCUUCUACGCCCCGUGGUGCGGGCACUGCCGCAAAAUUCACCCGGAGUGGGAGAAGUUUGCUCAGGCUGUUCAAGGCACCAUCCGCGUGGGUGCCGUCAACGCGGACGAGCACUCGCAGCUUGGGCACCAGUUUGGCGUUCGUGGGUUUCCAACUAUCAAGUACUGGAACUUGGGUGAAAAGAAUAUAAGCAAGGCACAGGAGUACGGCGGCCCGCGACAGGCGGGGGCUAUUCAAUCCAGCGCGAUGAGUCAAAUAAGUUCCGCUGGCAUAAAGACAAUUAAGAGCGGCGAUGCCUUGCGGAAAGCAGUGCACAUGGCACCUGAGAAGAAGGUGGUGGUUCUCUUUUCCUCCAAGCAACGUGUUCCUGCCAUUUUUUCUGUCUUGUCGCUCUCCCCACGUUUGAAGUCUAUGCCGUUUUAUUUUAUUGGCGGACAGGUGAAAAACGAACUCGCAGCGGAGUUUGGGGUGCAGGCCCUCCCGAGCAUUGCCGUUCUCAAUGCUACAGGCGGCAACAUCAGCACGGUGGUCUACACGGGGAAACAGAUAGCCUAUGAGCCAAUUGCGAAAUUCUUGUCGGAGUUUGCGACGGAUGUUGCUGACAAGUCCGCUGCCGCGAGUGAAAAGGACACAGAUGGAGCAGAAGUAAAAGACAGUGGCAAGGACAAGAAUAGUGCUACUGCUACUGCUGGGGCUGGUGGCAGUAGUCAGGGUAGGCCAGCGUUGCCCGUGCGUCCCGUUCGCUUAACCACAGAGUUAUUGGCGGACUUUUGUUUACCGAAAACACUGCGUACAAAUGGUCAGGCACCGCUGUGUGUGGUGUCACUUACUUCUGCGUUUACGCUUGACCGCGUUCACGACACUUUUCGCAAUGAACCGCUUAUAUUUUUUGAGGGGCAUGCCGAUCGAGAUGUGCUUAUUGCUGCCCUUCGGGGUGAUCUUGGCUUGCCGGAGGUGGCCGACAGUGUUAACGGUGCCGCGGUCCAUCAGGUGUUGUUAUUACGGGCAGCGAAGCGUGAUGUAAUUCGCUACAAGCUUCUUGACGGGAUUGAAACAGUCGAUGGCGUCAAUGAUUUUCUGCAGAAGGUCUUGACUGGAGAGCUACGCCUCGGGAAAAAGGUGCUGCGUUGA